This is a messenger RNA of Ramularia collo-cygni, 2049 nucleotides long. RefSeq lists its product as uncharacterized. NCBI's taxonomy places the organism in Eukaryota, Fungi, Ascomycota, Dothideomycetes, Mycosphaerellales, Mycosphaerellaceae. The transcript is spliced from 2 exons. The coding region runs from base 1 to 2049 and encodes 682 amino acids. The record is from RefSeq and is a predicted model, not a curated record.
AUGGCGGCCAACAUCAUGGACCUGCUCCCCAUUCCUGRUGCCGUCGUAGAUCCCAUGGCAAAUCCCGACCAGCAGCAGCAAGUUUCCCGCACUCUGACCGACGAACCCACUGCAAGUCACGCUCUCGCCAUGUCGCAACCCGAAAUCCAAGGCGCCGCUCAAUUGCCUCACGAUGGCGAAGUCAAGGACCUGGGCUGGCAAGAUCACGUCAAGGACAUUCCCGUCCCUCUGGUGGGCAAGCUCCCCAACGAGGAAUUGUGGAUCUUGCUUCGCCGCUUCAACAAGCAAAUGUAUCAUGUCAAGGACUUUCCCUACCCCGUUCCCGGAAACCUCGACCUGAACAUUGCCGAUGAGGAGGAGUUCUCACCCGACAAGCUGCGUGCCAACAUUGAGCGUCUGUACAUGACCGUUCUCAUUGGCUUGAUGGGAGCGGGCAAACACCUCAUGCGACUUCGAUCCUGGCGUGAGACCCGGAGAACCUCUGCUUUUUGUGCUGCAUAUACCAUAGCCUGGGUAUGCGAUCUGAUUGCUCCGCUCAUCCUGCUCACCGUCAUCGCCUUGAUCACCUACCCACCGAGUCGUGAGCUGUUGUUCCCUCCUGCUCCGCUUGCUCUCGUCUCCCUCACUGGUGGCGUUCAAAAACCCAAAGCAGGCGUCCUGGGCUCGACAGAUUCUGCCACGGGCGCUCCCGAGAACCACAAAGGAGAGGCGGUGGAAGCCGAAGCCAAUGCUCUCGUCAACAGUCUUGCCAACGUGGCACUGUCGAGCGUGGCGGGAAAGCAUCCGCAAGGAGAUUCCCCAGAAGGUGAGAGCGCAGAAGGCGGUCCUAAUGAUGGUGUUCCAGACCCGACCGCCGUGGCGACCGCGGCCAGCGACGCCAGAACUACUGCCAAGGAGGGCAAGAAGCACCACAAAGCCAAGGUGCCGAUGGAGAGCGCCAUCUGGAACAAGAUGCGACCGACCAUGCACGCGCUUGCAGACAUCUCAGAUACAUGGGAGCGGUUCGGCAACGCACUCUCACCUACUCCUCCCUUUCCGCACGACCUGUAUCGGUUACGACUCGCUGGUGUCAUCGUUCCCAUGUUCGCUGCAUCCUUCUUUAUCUCCUCAUACAUGAUCGUGAAAGGCACGGGAUUUGGGGUCGGAUUCGCAUUCUUCGGUGACCCAGUCAUCUCCAGAGGGCUCGUGUGGCUGAACUCCACCUUUCCUCGAUGGCAAAAGAUCCUUGAACUUCGCAACACUCUUCUCAAAGGCGUCCCGACCAACGCCCAACUCACCAUUACUCUCCUCCGCAUUGGCGAAGCGAACAAAGCACCCCUUCCCCCUCCACCACACUCUGGUGAGAAGCCGUCCGACGAACCCUUGGAGCUCACGGAAUAUCAGAUGAAAGCCGCAGGCGCAGACUGGCCUCUCAACGCCACCGACGAGGAGAUCAAAGCCGCCAUGGCCUCCGACCCGGCUGUGCCUCACGAAACUGCAGGCGCGGAUGUGGAUGCCGGCAAAGCCAAAAGUCACGGCAAACUCGGUACCAAGGUCACGGGUCUCUUCAAAACUAGCGUCAAAGGUGGCGUCGAUGCCGCCCUCGGAGCCGAUCACGUCAAAGCCAAAGUGUCUGGUAAUGAGCAUGCCAAACAAAGGCUUGGCGUGGUUCUUCGAUCGAAGGAAUCUCGUUUGCUCAGCGGACCCGUCGACUUCAAGUGUCGCUAUGAUGGAAAGAAAGGACAUGCUUACAUUGCAACCAAAGCUACAAUUCCUUGCGUGGGAUUUAGUCUUGACAAGACCAUCACCACCGAUGACGGCGUUUUGAUCGAGCAAUUGCAACCUGUCUGGACAGUAGCUGUUGCUGACAUCAAGGAGAUGAAGAAACUAGGUGGAUUGGGAUGGAAGAGAAAGUUGGUGGUGGGGUGGGCUCUGGACAAAGAAGUCGCGGAUGGGAUGGAGAUUAUUGACAAACAGGGUCAUUCGUACAUCAUCACGGCGAUGAUGAUGAGGGAUGAAUUGUUCAAUCGAUUGUUGGCUAUGGGAGGGCAAAAGUGGGAGGCCUGGUGA